Achroia grisella is the source of this 3516-nucleotide messenger RNA. RefSeq names its product glutamate receptor-interacting protein 2 (gene Grip). Gene Ontology annotation, biological process: neurotransmitter receptor transport, endosome to postsynaptic membrane. The transcript is spliced from 16 exons. The coding region runs from base 63 to 3290 and encodes 1075 amino acids. NCBI's taxonomy places the organism in Eukaryota, Metazoa, Arthropoda, Insecta, Lepidoptera, Pyralidae. The record is from RefSeq and is a predicted model, not a curated record. Gene Ontology annotation, molecular function: protein binding.
UGAAGGAACGUAGGACGUGAUGAUGUGAAGUGCAGUGAUUGUGAUAGUGAUGUUUAUUGGAAAUGUUUACAAACUUGAAAUUGCCGCUGAUGAAACAGAAAGGGGCAAAGGAGGAGCCCCUAUACUGCUAUAGGAGUGUCAAAACAAAACCACCUAAAACGCCGACACUGUCAAGAGUGAAACGCCAUCAAAGACGUCGUUCAGAACCCGGUAUCGUCCCUUCAAUAAUAGGAUUUACUAAAGACUCUGUAGCCCACGAGUCAGAUCGACUAGCUCCAGGAGAUAGAAUCUGCAGCGUGAACGGAAUAUCCACAGCUCGGUUGACCAAUGAUGAGGUACUCAGGCUACUGGACAAUGUUGAGGAAAGGGCCUCGUUGGAGGUCGAGUAUUAUAUGCCAAAUUACGCCUCCCAAAACUCCUUGUAUAUCACAACCAAGCUAGCAGAAGUGCCUGUCGAAAAAAUAAAUGGCUCUCUGGGUAUCACAAUCCGAGGUGGUCUACCAGAGAAUUCGGCUCCGAGCGCUGAUCUGGUGCUGAACAGUAGAUCUCUGGAUGCCCAACCAUUGGUGGUAACUCAUGUCAGGCCAGGUGGAGCGGCCUAUAACACAUCCAGAAUUAAACCUGGAGAUAGACUUUUGAAAGUAGACCAUAUAUCACUAACAAAUAAAACACUUUCGGAAGUACACCAAAUAUUGCAAAAUUGCCCUCAACUCACCAGCCUCACCAUAGAAUAUGAUGUUUCAAUUAUGGAAUCAGUGAAACUGGCAACUGGACCUUUAUUAAUAGAGAUUGAGAGGCCUUGUAAUGAAGAUCUGGGCCUGUUCCUCAGUAACCAGAGGUACUCAGAUGACGUGUACACUAACGCAUCAGAUACUUACCAAAGAGUGGGGAAUUGUAAUGCUAUUUAUAUAGAUAGUAUCUUGCCGGCCAGUAUAAGUGAUAGAUGCGGCGCAUUACACCCUGGUGACCAGUUGCUUGCCUUCGAUGAUCAUGUCAUAGACGGGAAUAAUUACACUGCUGAAGAGGUGAUGUGCUACUUAGAGAACAGUGAAGGUGGAUUUACAAGAUUACAUGUCGCUCCAAGACACGUUCUAGCACAUGGAGGACGUUAUACUAGAGAAAACUCUGUAUCGGGUACAUCAACACUUAAUACCAAGAAGCAUCGUCAAAGGAACUACAGACAAAGCUCUAUGCCAAAACUGGGCUUACAAGACGAUUACGAUAGUCAACAGAACUACAUGAGUAUGGGUGUUUGUCGUACGGAAUCGUUGAAUAUUCAGUUGGAAGUACCACCAGGACAGAGCAGCGGUUUGGCAGUGCAUGAGGAAAAUUCAGCGUUGGUGAUAUCUCAUCUGGCAGCACAGUCGCCAGCUUAUAGAUCCGGUUGUGUACAAAUAAGAGACAGAGUAAUGUCCAUUAAUGGACACGAAAAUCUGACUGUGGACGUUGCUAAUGAAAUAUUACAGAGAAGAAAUGACUCCCACAAUCCUAAGUACCUGACAUUAAACGUGGAGUUCAGCAUGGCUAACACGAUAGAAGCCUCGAGUGGUGUAUUUAAUGUGAAAUUGGCUAAAACUACAGGAGGCCUUGGAGUUACUAUCACAGGAUGUAAACAAAAAUUAUUAAGUAAUGAAGAACCGAUGGUGAUAUCAGAUAUAAAACCAGGAUCCGUGGCACACAGGAGCGGGGCACUGGCCCCGGGAGAUCAGUUGCUUGCGAUCAAUGGGCAGCCAUUACAUAAUUUAUCGCUGGAUACGGCUUUUAAUAUUCUACAAAAUUCACCGGACGAUAUAAUUACGUUGAAAAUCAGAAAGCGUGACCUAACCGAGGAUUGGGCGAAUAUUCACAAGCACAACGCCAAACUAACAUUACAAAGUUUCAGUAAUAUUGAAAUUAAAGCAGUGGUACAUAGCGGCGAAGAUUCUGGGCACCAUACAGAGAGCCCUAAUAAUAGUGCUAAGGAAAGCGAACGCAGUCACGGUAGCAAUGAAAAUGGUAAUACGGCUGUUUUCACUGUCGAGUUAAUUAAGCAAGAGAACGGGCCCUUGGGAUUAACAAUCGCUGGUAGCGAGGACGUAACGCAGCCUAUUUUGUUAAGUGGUCUCGUCGAGGGAGGCGUAGCUGAGAAAUGUGGAAAAUUAGCUAUAGGCGAUGAGUUAUUAAGCAUAAACGGUGAGAGUGUUCUCAGCAAACCACUUUCUGAAGCUAUUAAACUUCUCCAACAGAGCGGUCAAAGAAUUCAAUUACAGCUGUGCAGAAAAGUUACAGGAUCAUUAGAGAGUGCUGAAUGCAGCGCGAGAGAUUCUAGUCAUUCCACGUCAAGCCCUGGACUUUCAAAUGAUAGUGCAGUUGAAUCUUGGGAUCAGAAUACACCUGUUAGAACAAGUGCUAAUUGUGGUAACUCAGACGUAAUAGAAUAUGCAGUACCAGAUAAAACGAGAAUUAUAGACAAACAGCCGUACUCUCCAACAGACGAGGACAAACUAAUGGCGUCUAAUUUCAAUUCAGCUGCACCGUACAGCAUUAACGAUCUACCACUACCGAAUUACUCUUUGAACAAUUCCCUAAAAACUUUCCACUACGAAAACACAUGCAUCAUUCCAGAAAAUACACUGAAGAACAAACAAAAUAUCACGAGGGAGGAUGAUGUACAGCAAAUCGAGAUUUUGACAUCAAAUAUGAAGGAAUGCCAGUUACACAAUAUGGAGAGAUCGUCGUGUAAAUGUGAUUACGUGCAGAUGGGGCCAUAUGGAAUGGUAUCGCCGAAGAUCAGACGUCCUAAUUGGGAUAAUGAUUAUUUAAAUAACGGUAUAUAUACGGUAACAACACCGCAGAAAUCUCCGCACAAACCAAAUAUACCCGGUACAAGUUUUCAAUUCUCCACUAGUCCUGUUUAUGAAAAUGAUGUUCCAGGUCUAUACAACAAUGAAGCAUCACCAGCCCGCGGUUCUAUACACCACGUUAUCUUAUACAAGGACGCUAUCUACGAUGACUACGGCUUCUCAGUGUCUGAUGGAUUGUAUGAGCGAGGGGUGUACAUCAAUCGAAUAAGGAAGGGUGGCCCCGCCGACAUUGUAGGGUUAUUGAGGCCUUUCGACAGAAUAUUGCAGGUAAAUGGUACAAGAACGGUAGACUACGAUUGCUGUCUCACCGUACCACUGAUAGCAUCGGCCGGUGAUCGUCUCGAGAUUGUCGUGCAAAGGCUUGCAACCUCCAGGGAUCUGAAGAAUCAGAGAUUGGAUGACAGUUCAAGCCCGAGCGACAGUAGUAUAGUGACAAAAACUAUUUAGUGUCUAACCCGACUUUAGUGAAAUAACACCAAAGACUAGAAGAUUUAGUGUUAAUAAAAGUACUAUUGAAGUGUGUACUUAAUUUAUAUCAAAUAAACAUUGAACUGUGAGGGAACUCCAAAUAGUUACAAUCUAUUUAUAAAUAGCUGUAAUAGUUUUAGAUAUACCUACAUUGAAAGUUACGAUUUAGGAUGUGCUACUAAUUGAAAAUUUAAAAUAAUAUUAU